AUGAAUUACCAAGAAAGCUUAACUCGCCUCAAUAAAGAGAAAGAGAAAUUGGAAAAAUCGGUCGGCACUGAUGAUUAUAAUGAUAGCGAUAAUGCCCAAACCAGAACCGAGAAGCAAAAAUUAAAAUUGGUUAAAGAACUAAUUAAAGGCUAUUCCCAAAGUUUUAAGGGGGUAAUAAAUAGUGAUACCAUCCGAGAAGUAUUUGAUAGUGUUUACGGCUUUGAAAAACAAAAAGAGGAAGUAAGGUCGAUUCUGCUGCUCCAAAAAUAUUUCUCCGCAAAAGGAAUUAAAGACCCUGAAAGUGGAAAAAUUAUGUGUUUUGUAGGUCCGCCCGGAGUCGGUAAAACUCAUUUUUCCCGUGAACUAGCCAAGGCUCUCGGUCGAAAAUUUUUUGCAAUCAAUUUAGGAGGAGUCGGCGAUCCAACCAUUAUUAAUGGUGGAAAAACACAUAUUGUAGGUAGUGAAGAAGGGGGGAUUAUUAAAGCUAUCACUGAAACUGAAAGUCGGGAUCCGGUAAUUUUGCUGGAUGAAGUUGACAAAACCAGUUCAUUUUUUGGUGAUAGCAGCAUUGAAAAUGCUCUUUUGCAUGUCCUAGACCCCGAGCAAAGCAAGCGUUUUAAGGAUGGAUUUUUAGGGGUGGAAAUCGACAUUAGUUCCGUUACUUUUCUCUUGACCGCGAAUGAGAUAACCAAAAUCCCCGAACCGCUUAAAAACCGCUUGGACAUUGUUAAUCUGAAUGAAUACACGAGGGAGGAAAAGUUUAAAAUUGGUAAAUUAAAUCUUAAAAAAGUCUUUGCUGAAAGUUAUCAAGACAUAAAUAAAGAACUUUUUGAAAUUACGGAUGAGGCUCUUUAUACUUUAAUUGACAAAGUGGAGGAACCAGGAGUUCGGCGGUUAGAAAGGAAAAUUAAGGACUUGAUUAGAUGGGCUUUUACUCAAUGGGCUUCAACCUUAGAAAGCGGCGAGGAAGAAGUAAAAAUUAUCAUCGAUAAAGAAAAAGUAAAUGAACUAGUGGAAGACCUAAAAAAGGAGGAACCGGAAGAAGAAAGUGCCGAAGAUAAAUUAAAAAAAGAGAAUGAAGAAUUAGAACAAGAAAAUGACCAUCUCAGAACUGGUAAUUUAGUUCUUUUUAAAUCCUUAAUUAUUAGCAAUAAUACAGGAUUUUGUGAUAAGCAUAAUAAAACUACUUGCCAAAAUUCUGAGGGGACUUGUGUUCUUUGCCAACUUAAAGAACAACAAAAGUGGAUCGAAAAAAGCAAUGAAUUACAAGAGAAAGAAACCGAAGAAGCCAAGGAAUUAGCCAGCGAAAUCAGAGCCAGUGUUGCCAAAAUUAACCAAAAAUUUGACCAAGUUCGUUCUAACCCAACUCGGAGUACUAAUUCUCAACCAAACCAAGGUUUAGGUGCCCCUAUUUCACUCUUGAUAAUCGGAGGAGGAAUAAUUUUAUUUCUAAUUGGAGGCCUAGUAAGAGCCAUUAUAUUAGCAGUUUUGGUAAUUAGUUAUUUAGUCCCAGGUGAAUUUGCCUUUUCAAAAUUGACUACUGAAAUUGAAAAAAGACAAUCGCCAGUAAAGCAACUAAAAACAGCGUUAAGAAGUAUCUCGGAGGAGGAAAUAAAACCUUCUGAUUCAGAAAAAACUAAAUGCGAAAAAACAAUAAUUAGAUUAAACCAAGCAAGUGAGAAUAAUAAACCAAAAUUAUUGGAAAAGAAAUUGCAAAAAAUUUGUGAGCAGAACAGGGAAGACAUCUUUGAAGGUCACUUCCCAACUGUUUGGCUAAAGGAUAUUAAUAAAAUUAAAAAUUCCGAAGUAAAAAAAAAGUUAUUAAAAAUUGUCGAUCCGGAGCAAAAAAAUAAUUUAGGGAAAUAUUAUUUACCAGAAAAAAAAGAAAACGGCAAAACUGAGCAAGUAGAAAAGGUAAUUGAUUUAUCUCCCUUCAACUUGGUGGCUACCACUUCGGUUACCCACCCCAAAUUGUCGAAUGAAUUACUAGCUAAAUUAAAACACAUUGAACCAGUUUUAGAAAAACAUAAGUGA
Messenger RNA from Funneliformis geosporum, 2034 nucleotides. NCBI's taxonomy places the organism in Eukaryota, Fungi, Glomeromycota, Glomeromycetes, Glomerales, Glomeraceae. The record is from the annotation of a GenBank genome assembly.